AUGGUGAAGAACUUCAUCACUUUUGCUGCCUUCGCUGCUGGCACCAACGCUCUCGUUGGCCGCAGUGACAGCUGCUGCUUCCACCUCACCUCCUCCGGUGGUGCCUCCGGCGAGGUUGGCCAACUGAGCGAUGGCCAAAACCGCAUCGGUGACAACAGCCUGUCGCCAGCUCAGUUCUGCAUCAACUCCAGCGGUGCUAUCACCGACUCCAACGGCCGUGGUUGCAUUCUCACCGCUCCCACUACUCAGCUCCAGUGUGACGAUGGUGCAUCUCCCACCACUGGCUUCUCCAUUAACUCCCAGGGUCAGCUUGAGUACUCCAGCAACACUUCGUUCGUGGCCUGUGCCACGGGCCAGAACGGGGGUCUCAACAUCUACACCAGCCCCUCACCGUCCGAUGUCACCGGUUGCGUGGACGUGAAGUUGACUGCCGACACCUGCUCCAACUCGGGCGCUGGUUCCGGCGGCUCGUCAUCAUCUGCUAGCGCUGCUCCCUCUUCCGCCGGCCCCUCAGGCGCCCAGUCGAGCCCUUCUGCUCCAGCUUCUCAGUCCACCCCUGCUGGCUCUGCCCCUGCCUCCGGGUCCACUCCCGCUUCCGGCGGCGCUGGCUCGCAGCCCACUGGCUCUGCUCCAGGUGCCUCGGCCGCUCCCUCCGGCCCUGGCGGAGGAGCAGGCUCUGGUUCUGGCUCUUCUGCCCCUGCGGCCUCGGCCCCCUCUGAGUCACCUCUCUCCGGCUCUCCUGUCACUGUCGUGAAUACUGUCACCGUCACUGACUGCAGCUGCACAGCCAGCGCCCCCGCUGCUGGUGGUGGCUCAGGCCAACAGUCCUCCGGUAGCAUCCCUGCUCCCUCCGGUGGCGGCGGUUCGCAGCCCAGCGGUUCCGCCUCUGCCCCCUCUGGAUCUCAGCCCUCUGAGUCGGCUACUGCUCCCGCGCCCUCUGGCAGCGCUGGUGGCUCGCAGCCCAGCGGUUCCGCUAGCGCCUAUGUCCCCGGCAGCUCUGCUUCUUCUACACCGACCACUGGCACCUCCACCACAGCUUGCCCUGCCUCUCUCACCUCCGGCAGCUACGAGACUCCUCACCUGAUCAUCCCCGUUGACUCUUCCUCGCCCGACACUGCCGCUGGCACUUCAUACAACGGUACCGUGACCUCCACCAUCUCGACCGCAUUCAAUUUCGACAUCCCCUCCUCCGACGCUGGAAAGACUUGCAGCCUCGUCUUCCUCUUCCCUGAGCUCCAGGACCUCGAAACUUCCUCAUUCACCUUCAGCGGUGACGGCAAGAUCGAUUUCGCCCAGCUUUCUUCUGCUGUUACUGAGUCCACUACCUUCAACAACCUUCCCUCCGUGUCGCAAGACUUCGGCGAUAUGACCGUCUCCCCUGGUGGCGCCUCCAUUGUCGCUACCUUCGCUUGUCCUGCCGGACAGUCCGUCGCCUUCGAGAUGAAGAACUCAGGCACCACCAACCUCAACUUCUUCGAGGACUGGAACCCCUCUCCUAUCGGUCUGUUCAUUACCACCUGUUAA
Penicillium soppii is the source of this 1524-nucleotide messenger RNA. Its product is annotated as putative GPI anchored cell wall protein. Lineage: Eukaryota; Fungi; Ascomycota; Eurotiomycetes; Eurotiales; Aspergillaceae. The record is from RefSeq and is a predicted model, not a curated record. The transcript is spliced from 3 exons. Bases 1 to 1524 code for a protein of 507 amino acids.